AUGUUCGGUCGUUUGUUAGGUCGUACCGCUUCCCCUCCAAGGGCUAUUGGAGCUCCUCUUUCUCGCACAACUACUACUACAUCAGGUGGAGAGGAUUCAACUACAUCUGCCGAGCGUGAUGCUAGGGAUAUAGAAAUCGUCGAGGCUGCUAUCGAGGAGGCUGUCAAGAAGGCCUUGAACUCGGAUGUAUUUUCAAAUGCUAUCGCCACCUCUUUGGUCUCGCAGAUUAAACCAGCCUUCGAAUCAUCCAUCAGUUCUAUCCCUACCGCCAUUCAAAAUGUUUCCCUCAAUGUUGAUGCUGUCGAUACCAAACUCGCUGCCACAGCUACCAAGCUUUCUCAACAAAUCGAUGCUAGCAAUGCAGAGACUGCAAGCAAAUUAGCUGCCGUCGAAGAAGCUCUUGCUAAGAUGACAUCUUUAUUGGAGGGAUUGAGUGAGAAAUCUUCUUCUCCUCAAGACACAUCGGUUUUGGAAUUACACACUACAAAGUUGGAUGGAAUUGCUUCAGAGGUUGCUGCUCUCAAGAGUGCUACAAAUGAGGAAGCAUUCAAUGCCAUCACAUCCGACCUUGCUAUUAUCAAGAGUGAUGUUGCCGCCAUCAAGGAAUCUGACUCAAGUGCUACCUCCAAGGAUAUCCUCUCUGCUGUUAACUCUUCCAACGAAUCUCAUGCUUCCCAUGCUGCUGUUUUGAACGAAAUCAAGUCUGCCGCUGAAGGACAUGCUUCAACUCUUGGAGAGAUUAAAUCUACUCCUGCUUCUGCCCCAACUGAUAUUUCUGGUCUCGAGAACUCCAUCAAGGAUAUUACUGCUUCCAUUGAGGAAAUCAAGUCCGCACCUGCACCAUCUACUGUCGAUAUCUCUGGUCUUGAAUCAUCUGUCAAGGAAAUUCUCUCUACAUUGGGUGAGGUUAAGGAAACUGUUUCUGCUCCAGCUGCCGCUGUUGAGAAGACUGAUAUUUCUGGAUUGGAAGCUUCCGUUAAGGAAAUCUCUGCUACCGUCAAUGAAAUUAAAUCUACCCCAGCUCCAGCUCACGAAACCAUCGACCUCUCUCCAAUUGAUGCUCAACUCAAGGAAGUUGCUUCUAACGUGGCGUCUAUCAAGGAAUCUACUUCUACACCAGCUGCUAUCCCUGAGCCAACUGAUAUUUCCGGCUUAGAAUCUUCUGUCAAGGAAAUCAUCGCUACUCUCCAGGAUAUCAAGACUUCUACUGGUGCCGCUCCUAAGGAAGUUGAUUUCUCUCCAAUCACAUCUACCCUCGAAUCCCACAAGAGCACUCUUGAGGAGAUCAAGUCUUCCGCUUCUGGACCAGUCGAUCUUUCUUCUCUCGAAUCCUCCGUCGCUGAAAUCAAGGCAGCUCUCGAAUCUCAUUCCGGUACUCUCAACGAAAUCAAAUCAGUUCCAGCACCAGAAAAGACUGAUCUCUCUACCAUUGAGAGCUCCGUUAACGAGAUUAAGACUAUUGUUGAGGAAAUUAAGGCCAAGGAACCCCCAUCUGCCGAGAAGGUUGAUUUAAGCAAUGUCGAAUCUUCAAUCGAAUCCAUCAAGGUAUCUGUUGAGGAAAUUAAGACCAAGGAAUUCCCAGCUUUCGAGAAGAUUGAUUUAAGCAACGUCGAAUCUUCAAUUGAAUCCAUCAAGGUAUCUAUUGAGGAAAUUAAGACCAAGGAAUAUCCAGCUGCCGAGAAGGUUGAUUUAAGCAACAUCGAAUCAUCCAUCGAGUCUGUCAAGGUAAUUGUUGAGGAAAUCAAGGCUAAGGAGACCCCAGUUGUUGAAAAGGUUGAUUUGAGUCAAGUCGAGUCAUCGAUCGAAUCCGUCAAGGCAUCUAUCGAGGAUAUUAAGAACAAGGAGACCCCAGCUGUCGAAAAGGUUGAUUUGAGUCAAAUCGAGUCAUCGAUCGAAUCCGUCAAGGCAUCUAUCGAGGAUAUUAAGAACAAGGAGACCCCAGCUGUUGAAAGGGUUGAUUUGAGUCAAAUCGAGUCAUCGAUCGAGUCUAUCAAGGUAUCUGUCGAGGAGAUCAAGACAAAGGAGACCCCAGCUGCCGAAAAGAUCGAUUUGAGUGCUAUUGAGGCAUCGAUUGCCUCUGUCAAGAGCGCGGUUGAUGAGAUCAAGGCUAAAGAAUCACCAGUUCCAGAAUCAGUUGAUUUGAGCAAGAUUGAAUCUUCCAUCGAGUCUGUCAAGUCCAUUGUUGAAGAAAUAAAGGCCAAGGAAGCUCCAGCUCACGAAAAGAUCGACUUGAGCGUAAUUGAGGCAUCUAUUGCUUCAGUUAAGAGUACCGUUGAUGAAAUCAAGGCUACUCCAGCUCAAGAACAAAAGGCAGUUGAUCUUUCCAACAUUGAGUCUUCCAUUGCAGCUGUUAAGGCUACAGUGGAUGAGAUUAAGGCUACCCCAGCCCCAACUCAUGAACCUACUGACCUUUCUAACAUUGAAUCAUCUAUUGCUGCCGUCAAGUCAUCCGUCGAUGAAAUCAAGGCUGCUCCAGCACCAGAGAAGAUUGAUUUAAGCUCAAUUGAAUCAUCUAUCUCCGAAAUCAAGGCAGCUAUUGAAGAAGUCAAGGCAUUACCUGCACCAGAAAAGAUUGAUCUAAGCUCAAUUGAAUCAUCUAUCUCCGAAAUCAAGGCAGCUAUUGAAGAAGUCAAGGCAUCACCUGCACCAGAAAAGAUUGAUCUAAGCUCAAUUGAAUCAUCUAUCUCCGAAAUCAAGGCAGCUAUUGAAGAAGUCAAGGCAUCACCUGCACCAGAAAAGAUUGAUCUUUCUAACAUUGAGUCUUCCAUCGCCUCCGUUAAGACUACCGUUGAUGAAAUUAAAUCUACCCCAGCUCCAUCCUUCAAGGAAACUGACAUCACUGGUCUUGAAUCAUCCGUCAAAGAAAUCAUCACAAGCAUCUCUGCUCAAGAUGGUGUCUUGACUGAAAUUAAGACUACAACUGAGAAAUUCGAUACUAAGGAAGUUUUGACCAAGGUUGAGUUGAUUGCUCAAGAGGGUGUUUUCUUGAAUGAGAAGGGACUUGGUCAAAUCAAGGACAAUGUUAAGACUAUUGAGUUGAAGUCACCAGCCACACCAACAUCACCAACUACCCCAACUUCCCCAACAUCUCCAGGAUCUCCAUCAUCUUCGACAUCCCCAUCAAAGUCUACCCUUAAGAAGAAGAAGAGAAAGGCGGCUGCUGCUGCCGCUGCUGCCGCGGCCGCAUCAGGAAAUGCUACUCCUGAGGCUAAGUCCGAAGCCGAGAACGAACAAACGGCUUAA
Botrytis sinoallii is the source of this 3243-nucleotide messenger RNA. RefSeq lists its product as uncharacterized. Gene Ontology annotation, biological process: double-strand break repair via homologous recombination. Bases 1 to 3243 code for a protein of 1080 amino acids. The record is from RefSeq and is a predicted model, not a curated record. Gene Ontology annotation, cellular component: site of double-strand break; Smc5-Smc6 complex; nucleus. Gene Ontology annotation, molecular function: damaged DNA binding; single-stranded DNA binding. The transcript has a single exon. Lineage: Eukaryota; Fungi; Ascomycota; Leotiomycetes; Helotiales; Sclerotiniaceae.